UUAUAAACACUUCAAAAGCUCUGCUCGGGCUCAGUUCAAGUUACACUUUUAUCGCGAGAUAUCUUGUAUAAAUAGUGUAUAAUAAGACUUUAAUUUUUUAGUCUAGAUCGCGUAAGAAUUGAUGUAAAAAGUGUACAUUUCUAUCUAAACUUGUGAAGUUUGUAUACUUUGAUUUUAUUCGCUCAAAAGUCAAACACCCUCAAGAUGUUAUCGGUCAAGUAUACUUCAAAGCUGGGUCUUCUGUCGAAAGCUGGCCUGGAUAUCCACGGAAUCACGAAAAUCUUGCCAGCUUUAGCACAAGCACAACAGAAACGUGAUCUGCACGAGAUGCCGGAUCGUUUCGCCGAUAUCCCGACUGCACAAAACCCGAAAUUUUUCGAUAUGGUUGAGUAUUUCUUCCAUCGUGCCUGCCAAAUCGCAGCCGAUAAACUCGUCGAAGAUAUCAAGACCAAGAUGUCCGUAGAAGACAAGAGAAAAAAGGUGAAAGGCAUUUUGAAAAUCAUGCAGCCUUGCGAUCACAUCAUCGAGAUCAGUUUCCCGGUCCGAAGGGAUAGCGGUGAUUAUGAGAUGGUCACUGGAUACAGGGCUCAACAUAGUACUCACAGGGCGCCUUGUAAAGGAGGUAUUCGAUUUUCCGAAGAUGUAUCCAGGGAUGAAGUGAAAGCUCUAUCGGCGCUGAUGACUUUCAAGUGCGCUUGUGUCGAUGUACCAUUCGGUGGAGCCAAAGCCGGUGUAAAAAUAAACCCCAAGAAUUACAGCGAAAACGAACUAGAAAGAAUAACCCGGCGGUUUACUUUAGAGUUGGCGAAGAAAGGAUUCAUCGGACCCGGUAUAGAUGUACCAGCUCCCGAUAUGGGUACAGGAGAAAGAGAAAUGUCAUGGAUAGCGGACACCUACGCUAAAACUAUAGGUCACUUGGAUAUAAACGCCCACGCUUGCGUAACCGGUAAACCAAUCAAUCAAGGUGGAAUUCACGGACGUAUUUCGGCCACAGGUCGUGGUGUUUUUCACGGAUUGGAGAAUUUCAUCAUGGAGGCUAAUUACAUGAGUCAGAUCGGUACGACACCCGGAUGGGGUGGAAAAACAUUCAUCUUACAAGGAUUUGGUAAUGUAGGAUUACAUACGAUGCGUUAUUUACAUCGUGCUGGAGCCGUCUGUAUUGGAGUUAUCGAACGUGAUGGAAGUAUCGUGAAUCCUGAAGGAAUCGAUCCUAAACAAUUGGAAGAUCACCAUAUUUCCAGCGGAUCUAUUGUUGGAUUCUCAGGAGCCGAACCGUACACUGGAGAGAAUCUGAUGUAUGAACCGUGCGAUAUCUUUGUACCUGCCGCUAUCGAAAAAGUUAUCACCAAAGAAAACGCCCAUAAAAUUCAAGCCAAAAUUAUCGCCGAAGCCGCGAACGGACCUACUACGCCUGCCGCCGAUAAAAUUCUGAUCGACAGAAACAUCUUGGUUAUACCGGAUUUGUAUAUUAAUGCCGGUGGUGUAACUGUAUCGUUUUUCGAAUGGUUAAAAAAUCUUAAUCACGUUUCGUACGGUAGAUUAACAUUCAAAUACGAACGAGAAUCUAAUUACCAUUUAUUAGAAUCCGUACAAGAAUCUUUAGAACGUAGAUUCGGUCGUGUAGGUGGUAGGAUACCUGUAACACCGUCCGAAUCGUUCCAAAAACGUAUCUCUGGAGCGUCUGAAAAAGAUAUCGUUCAUUCUGGUCUCGAUUACACGAUGGAACGAUCGGCUAGAGCCAUCAUGAAGACCGCCAUGAAAUACAAUUUAGGAUUAGAUCUAAGAACAGCCGCGUACAUUAAUUCCAUUGAAAAGAUAUUCACCACAUAUAAAGAAGCUGGAUUGACUUUCUAAGUAUUAAUUCAUUAACUGAUGGAAAAAUAUUGAUGUAAUUAUUUGUUUUUUAUUCGUGUACUCUUCUAAAAAAUUGUUAUUUUUAAAAUUCGUUUUACCCAUUGAUUAUUUUAAAUUACCGAUUAACUAAAUUUGUUUUCGAAGUCUUCCCCCGUCCUCUUGACCCUUUGAUUGUUCGUUUUAAGGUUUCGACUUUCGACGAACUUUACGCGAAACGAAUUCCCCUCUCGCCCCGCUUAUUAUAUAAAUAUCGUUCCGAUUGUAUGCAUUCCAUUGAGUGUGCUUCGUAGAGAUAGAUUUCGAUCGGGUGAUUAAUUUUUAGGGGAAAAAAUGAUAUGUUAACCAUUAUGUGGAUAAGAAUUUGCUUCGUAUGAGUAAUACCAGUAUUAACCGCCAUUGUAUGCAUUUCAUUACUUAUUCUACAUAUUUUAUGUAUUACUUAUUCGUACGAAGCAUGUAGUUGAUUUGAUAACACUAGGCAACAAUUUUUGACCUUUUCUUUGUGUUCGGGUUGAAAAUGGGCUUAAUCGAUAGUUUAGACCCUAAAACAAAAAACAGAGUGGGGAUUUUCAAUUUGAGUUGUUUUUGUAGUCAGGAGAGAUGAUCAAAGUUGAAAAAAUGGCCAUUUUUGCCCUAUUUCACGAGUUUGUGGAGACAUCAGUAUUAUGUUUCAAAAAAAACCAAGGUCAUAUUCGGAUUCUACGCACUUUUUUAAGUAAACAAUUUCACCGGAUUUUUGAUUUUCGAAGUUUCAAGCGCAUACGGAAGAUUUUUGUUUGUUACAUAUUUUAAAACUCGGAGCGCGCGACCCUGGCGUUACUCCACCACGUAAUCGUGGCUCGGAACCGUGUUCGCGCGGGCGAGGCUCUCGCUCCAAGUUUUAAAAUAUGUUACAAGCAGAAAUCUUCCGUAUGCGCUUGAAACUUCGAAAAUCAAAAAUCCGGUGAAAUUGUUUACUUAAAAAAGUGUGUAGAAUCCGAAUAUGCCCUUGUUUUUUUUUGAAACAUAAUACUGAUGUCUCCACAAACUCGUGAAAUAGGGCAAAAACGGCCAUUUUUGCAACUUUGAUCAUCUCUCCUGACUACAAAAACAACUCAAAUUGAAAAUCCCCACUCUGUUUUUUGUUUUAGGGUCUAAACUAUCGAUUAAGCCCAUUUUCAACCCGAACACAAAUAUGCCGUUGCCUAGUGUAAUUGAAAUUAGAAAAAAAGUUUAGAGUGCGACGAUAUUUAUAGAUACGCAUUUCAAUUAAAACAUUCAUUUGUUAUAUGUAUAAAUUAAACAAAUACAUGGAUCAUUUAAUUCGUU
Planococcus citri (citrus mealybug) is the source of this 3162-nucleotide messenger RNA. RefSeq names its product glutamate dehydrogenase, mitochondrial (gene Gdh). Gene Ontology annotation, biological process: L-glutamate catabolic process. Gene Ontology annotation, molecular function: L-glutamate dehydrogenase (NAD+) activity. The record is from RefSeq and is a predicted model, not a curated record. Lineage: Eukaryota; Metazoa; Arthropoda; Insecta; Hemiptera; Pseudococcidae. Gene Ontology annotation, cellular component: mitochondrion. The transcript has 9 exons. The coding region runs from base 205 to 1854 and encodes 549 amino acids.